Pecten maximus is the source of this 3951-nucleotide messenger RNA. Its product is annotated as erythroid differentiation-related factor 1-like. The transcript has 21 exons. The record is from RefSeq and is a predicted model, not a curated record. Gene Ontology annotation, biological process: positive regulation of DNA-templated transcription. Lineage: Eukaryota; Metazoa; Mollusca; Bivalvia; Pectinida; Pectinidae. The coding region runs from base 98 to 3520 and encodes 1140 amino acids.
CACACUGGAACAUCUUGACAGAAUGUUAGGUGAAAGGAAGUAUUUAUCUUCUCCGCAACAAAGGAGGAUAUAUUUAUCAGUACAAAAAAAUUAGGACAUGGCUACCAACAAGUUAACGAAUAUGACACAACCGAUGCCUCAACAUGGAGUUCAGAAAGAGAAGGAUUCCAACAAGGAAGUGAAAUCUAUGGCCAUUUUGAAGAAUGCCACAGUACAUUUUUCGCCAAACUUCUCCCUACUACAGCGAAACACAAACCUGAAUGUACCACCAUCGAAUUGGUUAAGGCAAACCUCUGUUGUGGAGCAGAACAUCCAUGAUUUUACUCAGCAUCAGAGUAGCAAGUCCUACCUAAGUAGCAUAGAGAUGGCUGGCAACUCUUUAGAUUUGACAGGAGAAGUAGAUGUCAUCACAAAUGCACAGAACAUCAAGAAACUGCUAAAGAUACCCUUUAGUCGGUCCCACAUUAGUAUGAUGGUGCAUAGAAUUGGGAAGUCACUGCUGCUGGAUGAGUUUGACAUACACAAACACCUGCUUCGUCAACAACAGGAUGACUGGAAAUGGCUAAGGGAGUUCUAUUAUGAUUGUGUUGCUAGAGAUAUGCAGAUGAAAUGUGUGCCAAGAAAGGAUAAAAGCCGCCAUAAACAACAGACCAGGAACAUGUAUUCCAAGUUUUUGUACCACAGUAUUGCUGAUGCUAAUCCUGGAGAGAAUAUUGAGAAAGAAUUUCCUGUAACCCAGGUCUUUGAGAAAUUGGAGGAGAAGGAACUAAAGCUGUUAAAUGAACAUCCAUCUGAGACUCCCAGUGGUGACUUUCACAAAGAAAUUCUGUGGAUGUUUGAGGACAUUCGUAUGCUCAUUGGAACAGACCUUCCCAUAUUUUGUGGUAACAACUACCCUUGCAUUAGUCUGAAACUAAGGGACAUGAGGACGCCUAUAAAUGUGUUAACUGGUCUGGACUACUGGCUGGAUAACCUGAUGUGUAAUGUCCCUGAGGUAGCCAUGUGUUUCCAUCUCAAUGGAAUCGUACAGAGGUACGAGCUUAUCAAAACAGAGGAUAUUCCAAACAUGGAGGAUUCAAGUUUUAAUCCUCAAGAAGUCACAGAAAUUGCCCGAAAUAUCCUGUCAUUUCUGAAGGCUAAUGCCACCAAAGAAGGCCACACAUACUGGCUUUACAAAGGUAAUGAUGAUGACGUGGUGAAGUUGUAUGACCUGACAGCCCUAUGUGGAGACAAUAUGGAAGGUUCAAAUCCAUUCACAGUACCACUGGGCAUGUUACUGUAUCGAGUGGCACGUAACUUACGGCAACAACAUCAGAGAAAGAAAGCACCAACCGUGCGGACUCUUCUAGAAAACUGCCUGCUACUUCUUACAGAAGACAAGCAUUCACAGGUGUGUACCUCUGCGUACUAUUUAUUGUCUGACCUGUACGUGCCUGAUAGUACUGUAAAGGAUGAUGCGUGGGAGAAUUCAGAUGUAGGAGAGUCAGACGAAGAAAUGUAUGAUAACGACUCGUGUCAGGAGGAGACAGGGGAUGGGGAAGAUUCUACGAAAUCAUUAGAUAUAAAGAACUUAUCCAAUAAAAACCAGGAAAGCAGAAAACGAAAUAACCAGGACAUCACCAAAGUACGGCCGAUAGUUGGAAGUGUAAACGAAAAAUGUGCUGAAGCUCUCCACAACAUACACAAGGGCCUACAAUGUCUUGAUCGAGAUUUCACAGAGCAGAUCCGAAAGAGUAAGAACUUAGUUGAGGAGCAGGUAUGGUGUGACAGCAAUCAGGCAAUACCUCUCCAUUACGUCCCUCUCCAGAAGUCUGCCCCACCCCACAACGAGUCAGAAUUCCCUCUCCAUGACCUUGACCACCUACAGCUGGCUGAAACAGAGUCAUCCUGCUCCUGGCAUCGCUUGUCAAAGGUCCUGUUGUUAAGAAAGGCAGCAAUGGCAUUCUACUCCUUGGCAAAGUUCUCAUUGUCCUCUCAGAAAACUGGCUGUGCCAUGAGAUACAUCAAGUCAGCCCUACGCUGCUUUGCUGGUGUGCGUGUCCUCCUGCCACAGAAGUUUGAGGAGAACCGAGAGUUACUGAUGAACAUGUUGGGUUUAGUCGGUGACAUCAUACUGAUGUUCAUUCAUGAUGGACAGGUGUAUGAUGAUAUCAGUGUUAACCUGAUCGAUUACACUGAGCAGGAAAUGGGCAUUCUGGAUAGUGUGGAGCGUGAACUUGACACUUUUGAACACAGCUGGGCAUGUGACCUGCGGGGAGGGAAGGACAAGCUGCUUCAGCAGUGUUCUUCAUGUUACAAGAAUGCCCUUGACCUUGCUACCAGUCAUAUGUCAUCCGACUCUCAGGCUUUUGUCGUUACAUUGAGAAAACGAUACGGAAAUGUGAAGAACGAAAUAGGAGUGUUCUUUAUGGGUCAGGCUCAAAAUUUCUUGCAGAAAUCAGACUUCUCCUCUCCUGAUAUUGACAUGGAGCGAAUGUGUGAGAAGAGUGAGGAAAGUUUCAAUCAGGGUAUCACCAGCUUCGAAUGUGUGUCUGACGCAGCCAAUCAGGCCUUGCUUCACUCCAACAAGGGAAGACUGAUGAGGCUGCGUGCCCAGGCUCACACCCAAGUAACACUACAGGGAGCCAGCCCAGAGUUUAGUCAGGAUGAGAGGAUGUUCUAUUGCAAGGCAAUAGACUGUUACCGUGUAGCUCUGACAUUACUGAAGUCACCCACACGCUACCCCGAUAUCUGGGAGUCAGUCUGCUGGGAGUUGUCCACCACAUACUACAACAUGGCCGUCCUUUUACAGGACUGUACUCCAUUAUCUACUGAACCACGACUAAAGGUAGAGAAAGAAGUUGCAGACCUGAUGAGUAAGUCAUUGAAGUAUUGUGACAUGGCCAGCACCUCGGCCCGACAGCCUAUGUACCAGUAUCGAGCAGGAUCUGUCAACCAUCGCCUGGCCUCCCUGUAUCACAAAUCCAUACGCACAGAGGUGAGUGAACAGAAGAAGAAGUACCUGCGACAUUUGGCCGAGACUCAUUAUUCUAAGGCUGCUCAUUUCUUCUCUGCAGUGGACUGUCAUGUAGAACUCCUGCGCACCAGACUGGAACAUUUCGCUCUGCUGGAGUUCAUCUUGUCGGGUUUAACCAAUAUUAAGCUACGUCUCAGGACACUGACCAGUGGCGUGUCAUUCUUACUUGAGUGUGAAAACGUUCUGACCGCUCUGCUGGCCACCAUUGGAGAGAUGGAUGACAAACACAAACAGGAGGCACUCAGUCUACUAGGGAUUCUUGAUUCGCGGCUUCAGUUCUCCCUCCUACAGCUUGUCAAGUGCUACACCAAUCUUAAACGCAGGAAAUCAGAACAGGAGCAGUUAAAAUCAUUAUAUGCUAAAAGUCUGAAGAAGGACUAUAGUAAAAGUGAGGGGAAUACAGGCGAGUGCAAUGAACUGACUGUGAUAGCAACUCAUCUUGUUCGUCUGUUGACGGAGUUCAGGAAGUUUUAUAAGGACACACUUCUUCAUGACCCAGGGUAGACAAACCCACUGAAGAUUCAAGGUGGUCCAGAUCUAUAGAAAGAUAUUUUUGAAUUAGUAUUAAUGUGAAAAGUAAUUAUUUUAGUAUUAAAAAAAAACAUAUUACUAAUUUAGAAUUGAGCACCAGGACAGAUAAUUACCAUGUUACCCAGGACAAUUUUACAAAAUGAAUGAACUUUCAUUUGUUCUAAAUAUUUGACUCAUUCAGGCCCUGAAUAAAACGUUUUUACAUUGAUUUUGAUUUCAUAAAACUCAUACAAAAAAGCACCUCAUGUAAGAUCCACUCUGUCCAAACAGUAGCAUUUAACAUUGAUGGUACAUUAUCCUGUAUGCGAUAUAGUGAUAUUAACCGACUGAGGUAUCGUUGUCUUCUGUUGUACAUGUACGUUGAAAACAUUAAAACACAUUUUGUGAUGUUAUUUUUACUACAA